CGUGCAGUGAGGACGUUAUCAGCUCCCGCAAAUAGUAAAAUUCCUAGUUAAAUUUCCCAGUGAAGUGCAACCGAAUCAGUGGUCUUGAGACUUGGAGAGCUGCUCAGCUCCUCUAUAAUAAUAAUCCCAUCGCUACUCUGCAACUGAUACAACACUUCAACCCAAUUCGGAUUUGCAUAGCCGCAGCUAAUUGGAGAUCGAAAAAUGGCAACUGCAAACCAUCCAUCAAUUGCUUUAGUAUUUCUAGCUCUAAUUAGUCUCAACCUAUGGCCGAUGCAUGCCGAAGCAUCACCCGUCACCAAUGAAGACUUAAGUGGAACCCUAAAAUCCCUGAUCUAUUCGUAUAAUCAGUUGGACAACAAGCUGGAGCGACAUGAGCAUCGAGAGCGUGCACUGGGCGAGCUCUUGAAGAAGGCAAUGCAGGCCCUGCAGAAGGGCCAGCGGAGCCUGGAGCCGAUGAGCGGGAUAUUCGGGCGACUGGACGAGCGGGUCAGUCAGAUAGAGACCAUGUUGAUCACACAAGAGGAGAAGUAUAAUACGGAAACGGACAAACUCAAUCGGGCCAUGGAGCACAUGUUCCAAUGGAUGCGCGAGAACGACGAAUGCUUCAAGAACCCGCCAGGUGGACCCAAGGCAAUUGCUCCGCCAGCACCGGCCCCCGCCUCCGCACUGCCCGAUGCAUUUGUGAAGGAACAACAGCAAAUCAAUAAGCAGCUGCUCGACGAGCUCAAGCAGCUCAGGACGAGCGUGACCCAGCUGCUGGACAACAGCAAACAGGCCGCCCAACAGACCCAGCAGGGCUUCGAGCGCAUGCCCAAGUCCGAUGAGCUGCUUAGCCAGAUCGAGGCCAAGCUGCAGCAGCACAGCGCCGCGGCUGCCGUCACCACUGUGGCUCCGCCCAAGAAUGAUGAGCUCGAGCUGAAGCUUCUGGAACGUCUGGGUCAACUGAGCACUCAAGUGGCUGAGCUGCGCAAUGCCACGUUGCAGGCACCAGCUGCUCCCCAGGGUCUCAACGAGAAGGAUCGUGCCUAUAUGCAGGAGCUAAACAAUGAGACGCUCAAUGCUCUGACGGCACUGAAGACCGAAUCGCUGCUGGGUCAGCAAACAGCACUGCGCCAGACCACGGAGCACAUGCAGCAGACGGAGGCGAACAUCCAGGGUGAUCUGAAGCAAUUGUCGGGCGACUUGACGCUGCUCAACCAGCUCUACAAGGGCAUCAAUGCCAGCCACAGUAAGCUGAACGAUGGCUUCGAUGCGCUGGGUAAGUUCAACAACAUCAUGAUGACCAACUCGGAGGUGGUGCUGGACACCCAGCGCAAGGUCGAGUUCGGCACGCUGCAGAUUGUGCAGAAGGUGAGUCUGCUGCUGGAGCAGCAGGUGGCGGAGCUGACGGGCCUGGUGAAGGCGCGCUUCAACGAGCUGAACGAUACGCUGGUGGAGACGCAGGAGGAGUCCAAUCGUAAUAUCAGCGGACUGCUGGAUACGGCUCUGUCGCAGGUGUGGCAUCGCAUCGAGAUCAUGAGCUCCGAAAUUGGCCAAAGCCGCGAGAUGCUCGGCCUGAUGCAGGCCGGCCACGAUGGCUAUGUGAACAGCACGUUCAGCACAAUGAUGGGCCUGAGCAGCAAGGUGGAGGAGACUAAGAAGCAUAUGAUCGACAUGGACGACAAUCUCAACUAUCUGCUGGGCAAGCUGUCCCUCAUGUCCAGUGAGUUCGCCAACAUUAAGAAGGGUCUGGCCGACUCCCUGAUGGACUUGCGCAGCUCCUUUCAAUUGAUACACGAGCGCAUGCCCAACAGUGCCGGGCCGCACAACAUCGAGAAGAAUAAGUAUCUGACCGAUGUGAAUUUGCUGUCGAAGCGGCACGCUCAGCCCGAGCCCAGCAUGUAGAGCCGCAGGAUGCGUCCAGGCAACAACAUAUACAUAUAUAUACAAUAAAAGCCUAACAUUAGCCUUUAAGUUAUCGAACUUACAAUUAAAAUACAUAAAAUAUUUAUGCAAAACUCAAAUUAACAUGCUUCAUGUGUAAAUCUCUGCAAAUACAUUUCGUUUAUGAAUA
Messenger RNA from Drosophila arizonae, 2056 nucleotides. RefSeq lists its product as uncharacterized. Gene Ontology annotation, cellular component: plasma membrane. NCBI's taxonomy places the organism in Eukaryota, Metazoa, Arthropoda, Insecta, Diptera, Drosophilidae. The record is from RefSeq and is a predicted model, not a curated record.